Capra hircus (goat) is the source of this 5011-nucleotide messenger RNA. It is a transcript of the gene R3HDM1, whose product is annotated as R3H domain containing 1. The coding region runs from base 590 to 3982 and encodes 1130 amino acids. Gene Ontology annotation, molecular function: nucleic acid binding. Lineage: Eukaryota; Metazoa; Chordata; Mammalia; Artiodactyla; Bovidae. The record is from RefSeq and is a predicted model, not a curated record. The transcript has 28 exons.
GGAUUCUGCCAGCCGCGGCUGCCGCUGGAGCCGGUGUCCGGGCUGGUGAUGGGGUUAAUUCCCUUUCGUAAGACUCCUACUUGCACCCACCCAGCCCCGCCGUCGCCCCGCCGCGCCGCGCUCCAGCCGCCUCCUCCUCCUCCUCAGUAACGCGGAAUAACUGACCAGUGCUCUUCAAAAGAGUAAAGGUCAUGAAAGACAAAGACUGAGGUGAGGAGCUGUCCCAGGCUGGAGGAGAGUGAGCAGACUGACAGUGCAGCGUGAGACCCCAGAUCGCAUCCUCCAGCAGGAAGAAGACGUCGGUGGGAAACUGAAGAGUUCUUUGGCUUAAGGAAUUUAAGCCACUGAGAGGUAUGAUAUAUUUGAUCCAAGACAGUCCAUUUCAGUCCAGGAAUCUACAGUGGUGACAAGGACAUGGGACUCCUCCUGCCAGAUUCCAAAUGGGUCAAGACAAUUGACAUCCUGGCUGACAACGGUGAAAAAGAACCUUGGAUUAUUUUAUUUUAUUUUUGUGGAACACCACAAUCCCAAAUCCAUAGGACACAUCAGGCUUCAAGUUCCCUGUAGAAUUCUAAAAUAACCUUUGCUAAUGAGGAUGUCUGAUACUGUUACUAUAAAAAAUGAAACUGAAACAAUGAAGGAUUUGGAGGCAGAAGUGAAAGAUACAACCGGAGUUGAAAAUCUUACCAAAUCAGAAAACUAUGGGAAGAUUCUGGCAGAGAAGAAUGAACGUUGUAUUGACAACAAUAUUGAUUUGCAGCGGCCAUUGCAGUCAUUUGGACAGACAGGAAAAAGGUCUAAGUCAAGCUCAAAGUUAAAGCUAGUUCGGAGCCUUGCAGUGUGUGAAGAAUCUCCACCACCCCCUACAGCAGAGAUAUCACAGGAGAACCAGGAGAAAAUUCAGAUCCAGUUAACACAAUCAUUUGAAAAAGAGGAGAAGCCCUCAAAAGAUGAAGCAGAAAAAGAAAAAGCCAGUGAUAAGUUGCCCAGAAAAAUGUUAUCAAGAGAUUCCAGUCAAGAAUACACUGAUUCAACUGGCAUAGAUCUACAUGAAUUUUUAGUAAAUACAUUAAAAAACAAUCCCAGGGACAGAAUGAUGCUGUUGAAAUUGGAACAAGAAAUUUUAGAUUUCAUUGGUAAUAAUGAGUCUCCCCGUAAAAAAUUUCCCCCAAUGACAUCUUACCAUAGGAUGCUCUUGCACAGAGUCGCUGCUUACUUUGGAUUAGACCACAAUGUUGAUCAGAGUGGGAAGGCUGUCAUAGUAAACAAAACUAGCAAUACAAGAAUACCUGAUCAGAAAUUUACUGAACAUAUUAAGGAUGAUAAAGGUGAAGACUUUCAGAAACGAUAUAUCCUCAAGAGAGAUAACUCUAGCUUUGACAAGGAUGAUAACCAGAUGAGAAUACGUUUGAAAGAUGACAGACGAAGCAAAUCUAUAGAAGAAAGAGAAGAAGAAUACCAGAGAGCUAGAGACCGAAUAUUUUCCCAAGAUUCCCUGUGUUCCCAAGAGAAUUAUAUUAUUGACAAAAGAAUCCAAGACGACGAUGCUAAUAGCACUCAGCAGAGGCGCCAGAUAUUUAGAGUUAAUAAAGAUGCUUCAGGAAGAUCAACAAAUAGCCAUCAAAGCAGCACUGAGAAUGAUUUGAAGUACUCUGAACCACGGCCCUGGAGUAGCACAGAUUCAGACAGCUCUCUCCGAAACUUCAAGCCUGCUGUAACCAAAGCCAGCAGCUUCAGUGGAAUUUCAGUUCUGACAAGAGGUGAUAGUUCUGGAAGCAGCAAAAGCAUAGGCAGGCUUUCAAAAACAGGUUCUGAGUCUUCUGGUAGUGUAGGGUCAUCUACGGGCUCUCUUUCACACAUCCAGCAGCCUCUCCCAGGUACAGCUCUUAGCCAGUCUUCUCAUGGUGCACCUGUCGUCUAUCCAGCUGUCAGCACUCAUAGUUCUCUUUCCUUUGAUGGUGGCCUAAAUGGGCAAGUUGCAUCUCCUAGCACAAGCUUCUUUUUGCUUCCCUUGGAAGCAGCAGGCAUACCACCUGGCAGUAUUCUGAUCAACCCUCAAACAGGUCAGCCCUUCAUAAACCCAGAUGGGAGUCCAGUUGUCUAUAAUCCUCCAAUGACGCAACAACCAGUUAGAACCCAAGUGCCUGGACCUCCACAGCCACCUCUGCCACCCCCACCACCUCAACAGCAAGCAGCUAAUCACAUUUUCUCACAGCCUAUUCGUCCUCUGCAGCCCUCUUCACAGCCUGUUCAGUACUCUACAGCCCCUUACCCAUCCCCGCUCCUGCCAGUCUCACCCACUCAGCAAUACUCCGUGCAGGACAACCUUGGGUCUCAGUUUAGCCACAUGAGUCUUGCCCGCCAGCCAUCAGCAGAUGGUUCUGACCCUCAUGCCACCAUGUUCCAGUCCACUGUUGUUCUUCAGUCCCCACAGCAGUCUGGUUAUAUCAUGACAGCAGCCCCUCCGCCGCCGCCGCCACCGCCACCUCCUCCCCUACCACCUGCGCAGCCAGUCCCUGCUCCGGGCUACUCUGCCUCUGGUCAUCCUGUCAGCCAGCCAGUGCUCCAGCAGCAGGGGUACAUUCAGCAGCCCUCUCCACAGAUGCCAGCCUGUUACUGUGCUCCAGGCCACUACCACUCUAAUCAACCUCAGUAUCGCCCAGUCCCUUCGGUCCAUUACAACUCACAUCUAAACCAACCACUGCCACAGCCUGCACAGCAGACAGGUUAUCAAGUUAUGCCCAACCAGCAGCAAAACUACCAAGGGAUAGUUGGAGUUCAGCAACCCCAGAGCCAGAGCCUCGUUGGUGGCCAGCCCAACGGCAUUGGAAAUCAGAUUCAAGGAGUGGUCAUCCCCUAUCCUUCAGUGCCAUCGUAUCAGGUUUCACUGCCUCAAGGUUCUCAAGGAAUUGCCCAUCACACUUAUCAACAGCCUGUUAUGUUCCCUAAUCAGUCUAAUCAAGGAUCUCUGCCUGCAGCAGGAAUGCCAGUUUACUAUAGCGUCAUUCCACCUGGCCAACAAAAUAAUUUAAGUUCAUCAGUAGGUUACUUGCAACAUCCAGGAUCAGAACAAGUACAGUUUCCUCGAACUACUUCACCAUGCAAUUCCCAGCAGCUCCAAGGCCACCAGUGUGCAGUAGCACCACCUCCACCUGGUGGUGGAAUGGUGAUGAUGCAGCUCAGCGUACCAAACAAUCCGCAGUCUCGUGCCCAUUCACCCCCACAGUGGAAGCAGAACAAGUAUUACUGUGAUCACCAGAGAGGACAGAAGUGUGUGGAAUUUAGUAGUGUAGACAAUAUUGUUCAGCACAGUCCUCAACUCAGUAGUCCCAUUAUUUCACCAGCUCAGUCACCAGCACCAGCUCAGCUGUCUACCCUGAAAACUGUCCGUCCCUCUGGACCACCACUUGCCAUCAUACCCCAGUUUUCUAGACCUUUUGUCUCUGGGCAAGGAGAUGCCAGAUACCCGUUACUUGGCCAGACCCUGCAGUACAACCCUCCUGCUGUUCUGCACGGACACAUUCCAGCCCAACAGGGUCAAUCUGGCAACAGGCAUGGCAACCGAGGAAGGAAACAAGCCAAAAAAGCUGCAUCCACCGACCUGGGUGCAGGAGAAGCAGUUGUUGGGAAGGUCUUGGAAAUUACUGAACUCCCAGAUGGAAUAACUCGCAUGGAAGCCGAGAAGCUCUUUGGGGAACUCUUUAAAAUUGGCGCCAAGAUCCGAUGGCUCCGGGACCCUCAGUCCCAGCCCCAAAUGCGUCGCCACCCGCUCUGCUGUGGCAGUGGCGACAGCACUGUCAACCCCGAACGCUCGAAACCCAGUGACUUGGCCUCCACGUACACCGUCCUAGCCACAUUCCCCUCCAUCUCCGCUGCGCAGAAUGCAUUGAAGAAACAAAUUAACUCGGUUAACAAGUUUAAGCUGAGAACAAGCAAGAAGCACUAUGACUUUCACAUUUUGGAAAGGGCAAGUUCUCAGUAACAGCCACCUCAGACCCUUGGCCUUUGUGAUCCCCCCAUCGUCACCCAUCUUUAACUGGCUUGGUAUCGGGAGCUUCUGUUAACAUGAUAGAGACUCCUAGGAUGUGUGGUCAUGGCAUUACAACUUCUGAAGACAGGCCGGUGAUCCAGCAAAGAGGGGAAAAACACACAUUUCACCCCAAAUGACUGUAGGAAUCCACAUCAGAAUGAUACAGAGUUAGCAGCUUUUUCUGAGGAAAUGCUGUUCAAAUGCCUCCUAACUUUUAUAGUUAUUUUGUUUUAUAUUUCUGAAUUCUUGUAUCAGAUCCAAAGCUCUAUUGUACAGCAAAUUAUUCUUCAAAAUGAGUACCACCAGUUGCAACCUGUAUUUCUUUUUUGCAGCCAGCACAGUGUGACCCGACAUAGAAUUUGGGGGAAUAAGAAUGCAGGCGUGGAGUAGCCAAGUUAAAACUACAUACUGUCUUUUGGGGGGCCCAGUAGGUGACUGAGGAGAGCUCACAAACAAAAGAUUACUCUUCCCCUGUAUCUCUAAACACAAACAAUUUCCAGAAAAUAAAGAAUUCCCUCAUAGGGUCCUUUCCUUAUUCACUUAGGUCAUAUGAACACUGUCAAGUAAAUUAUGUUCUUAACACUUCUUAAUCAAACCACUUAGAUUCAAAGGGGAAUAGAAAUCAUUCUAGGCAGGAAAAUACUUCCACUUUUUUUUUUAGUGUCCCUCCGAUAACUAAAUGCCACUUACUUGCAUUCCCUUACUUGUGGAUUUUUUUUUUUUUUUUUUUUUUUUUGGUCACCUGAGGAAAUGCAUUUGAUGAGUGCUGGAAACUUAAGUGGUUUAAAAUGUGUUUUCAUUGUUUGCAGCGGAUCACUGGACAUCAAAGAUUCAUUGCACUUAUGAACAAGGAACCUUUUUUUCAAUUUGCAAGGCUGUACAAUGUGUGCUGAUGCAAGCCUUUUUCAGUUCAAAAGAAUAAAUGUUUACAAAUAUAUACCCACUUUGUCUUUUGUAAGUUAAAAUCACCUUUUUAAAUGA